AUGCUCGCCUGGAUGGGCGGCAAGCAGAGGCUGGUGGCCGCUGGCAAGCAGAAGACCAAGCAGCGCCGGGAGGGCGGCAGCACCACCAAGCCAGCGCCGGCCUGGAGCGUGCCUGGGCCUGCCACUGCUGCUGCUGCUGCGACCCACAAAAAGCGCCAGGUCGUGGCAGAGGAGGAGGUCCGGGCGGCGGCAGCGGCGGGGGAGCCGGCGGCGGCCGGCCCCUCGCGCCGCGCAGCUGGCGCAGCGGCGGCAGGCCAGCCGCGGCUGAAGCGCGUGAAGGCUGUGCCCCACUCCCUGGAUCUGGCUGCCCUGGCCAUGCCAGCCGAGUGGGAGGCUCCCCAGGCGGCGCCAGACACUGCCGAGGACCAAGCUGCUGAGCACCCACGGCAGCAGCAGCCGCUGCAGUCGCCCGUGCAGCACACGCCGGCCAGCAGCAGCACCGGAAGCCAGGCAUGA
This is a messenger RNA of Chlorella variabilis, 456 nucleotides long. RefSeq lists its product as hypothetical. Bases 1 to 456 code for a protein of 151 amino acids. The record is from RefSeq and is a predicted model, not a curated record. Lineage: Eukaryota; Viridiplantae; Chlorophyta; Trebouxiophyceae; Chlorellales; Chlorellaceae. The transcript has a single exon.